UACAUUGUCAUUUAUGUAUCAGAAAUAUGGUCGACUUUUGAAACCCACACUGGAGCAACUGAUCAUGGUGGCUCUCUUUGACUCCUAUAUAUUUUCCGUCUAGUGGGCAUUUCGUCUGUCGUUCUGAUUGGCUAAGGUUUGGAGGUUAGUGCUCACGCUGGGAGUAGGUGUUAGUCGUGAGGAUUGUGUGCGCAGGCAAAGAAAAACAAAUGUCAGCAGUGCGCUGAGCGGGCGCCAAAUAAAUUUCACAGAGGUCUAAAGAGUUUUCACAGACUUUCCACCACCACCACCAAUCAGAACGGUUGCUUCCAGGAGGGUGGGUUGAAGAGGUGACACCAGCAAAAGUCCAAGCCGAGAACGUUUGGCGGGGGCGAAUGUUGUUGACAUCUACUUAACGAGUGUCUAAGAUGCUGCCUCCAGAGCUUCGAAAGAAUCUCAGACUUAUGCGCGAACUAGACGCGCAGUCCCAAGAUCUCCAAAGGCGUAUAGAAGACACGCUCGCGGCACGGAUUGCCGAGCUCAGGGAGCGCGCGGAGGGUGGGUCGCCGAAGGAAGGGAGUGUGACCCCCGGAAAAGAUGCGCAUGGGAAGGAGCGGCAGAUCGAGAAGGAUCAUGACGCGUGCGCACAGCUGGCGGAUAAAAAGGUUGCUCUUGCGGAGCAAACCUAUAACCUGAUCGACAAGCACAUACGACGGUUAGACACCGACCUCCACCGCUUACAAGCGGAAGUCAAGGCCGAGCGCGCCGCGGCCGCCGCAACUGCCGCCGCCGCAAACCCCCCCCUUCAGGAGCAGCCGAAAACAUCCCCCCGGGACAGCAACGGGGACGCACACACCCCGGGGGGCACUCAGCGGAAAAGAGGCCACGUGGCAACGGGCGCCCCACCAGUGGUUCCGGAGGCGCCAGAGCCUCCCCCUGUGGAGAUCAACCUGGAAAUAGAUCCAAACGAGCCGACCUACUGUUACUGCCAACAGGUCUCGUUUGGCGAAAUGGUGGGCUGCGAUAAUAAAGACUGCGAAAUUCAGUGGUUCCACUUCGAUUGCGUGGGACUCACUACCAAGCCCCGGGGCAAGUGGUACUGCCCCGACUGCAUAACAAAAGUCAAACGGAAGCGGACAAAGUGACCGGGGUGCAGGGCGGCGGUCGCCCUGAUAGACAGGGUUAAGUUCUGGUUAGGGCAACGUUAGGCCCAGGUAAGGCUCACGUUAGGCUAAGAGUAAGUAAAGGGAUCAGAGGCUUUCGGGAACUUAUACGCCUUGGACGGAGGCGCCAUAAGUUUCGAAAGACUCAUCUAUGGGCGUUGCCGGGAAGCGUGUUUCUGAUGCGGUUUUGCUUUAUAGGCAGUACUGUCGGCCAUAUGCUGAUCUGGGUCUGCAAGUCAUUGUUCGGCGGCCGCAUCGCUUCAUCUGUGAACCAAUACAUAUCUUCACAAUGGUGGUUGGUUUGGAUCCUAGAGCCUUCUUCGCUUUCCAAAUGCUUGAAGUACCUAGCUACUUAACACUGAGAGAUGACUGGCAGAAGAGUGCUCUGCCAGAGGUCGGACGGAAC
Molecule: messenger RNA, 1548 nt
Organism: Klebsormidium nitens
Lineage: Eukaryota; Viridiplantae; Streptophyta; Klebsormidiophyceae; Klebsormidiales; Klebsormidiaceae
Source: the annotation of a GenBank genome assembly